This is a messenger RNA of Amaranthus tricolor (Joseph's coat), 1544 nucleotides long. RefSeq names its product ATP synthase subunit c, chloroplastic. The transcript has a single exon. Gene Ontology annotation, biological process: proton motive force-driven ATP synthesis; proton transmembrane transport. Lineage: Eukaryota; Viridiplantae; Streptophyta; Magnoliopsida; Caryophyllales; Amaranthaceae. Gene Ontology annotation, molecular function: proton transmembrane transporter activity. The record is from RefSeq and is a predicted model, not a curated record. Bases 712 to 957 code for a protein of 81 amino acids.
GUAAUAUAUCUAUGUAUCAAGAUAUUCUAUCAAGAUAAUCUAUGUUAUCUAGAACAUAUAAAUGUCAAAAUUCAUACAGUCUAACCGGAAUAGAAAAAAAAAGAUUCGAGCGAGAAGUGUAAAAUAAAAAAGAAAAGAAGGCGUUGGUUAGUAGAGAGGGGGUGCCGCAGGUAUGUGGAAUCUAAUGACUAUUUAAGUUAAUUCUUGCAGAUUAGAUGGUUCGAAGAAUGAUUAGAAAAUCCGAUUGAAUUAAAAAUAGAAUCGCCGGUUUACGUUAUUGAAGAAACAUAUGUAUAUUUUAUAUUAGAGAUUGGCAAGUUAUAUAUGAAUGAAUAUUUCAUUUGCCCUACUUAAAUUUCUUAAAUUUCGGAUACCAAACUGAAGUCCUUCCGUUUUGUUUAGGACUGCGAAUUGAAUGAAUAAACAGAUCAAAUAACGAAAAAGAUCGAAGAAUGAUUAAUGAUUAGAAAAAAUAAAUGGAAAACUCGGGUUGUAUUAAUUCAGAAAGACUCAACAAAUAGGAACUAAAAAAAGAUUAAGUCUUUCUAAUGAUCGAAUGAUUCAAUAAUAUUAUUAUUUAUUAUUUCAAUUUGGCGUUUUUAUUUUAGUUAUUUCGACUGGAUGAAUAUUACUAACGGAAUAAUUAAGUCCUAAUGCAUUGGUUGAUUGUAUCAUUAACCAUUUCUUUUUUUUGUGUGUGAGGAACUUAUCAUGAAUCCAUUGAUUUCUGCCGCUUCCGUUAUUGCUGCUGGAUUGGCUGUAGGGCUUGCUUCUAUUGGACCUGGAGUUGGUCAAGGUACUGCUGCGGGACAAGCUGUAGAAGGUAUUGCGAGACAGCCCGAAGCAGAGGGAAAAAUACGAGGUACUUUAUUACUUAGUUUAGCUUUUAUGGAAGCUUUAACAAUUUAUGGAUUGGUUGUAGCAUUAGCGCUUUUAUUUGCGAAUCCUUUUGUUUAAUCUCAAAAAAGAAAUAUGAUAAAUACAUAUUUCUUUUAUAGUCUUGGAUUUGCAGGUUGCUUUUUCACAUUUAUAGUAAAAUAUCGCUCCUACACAAUUACUCAUUCGUUGCGAAAAUAACCCACGGGAAGGACUUAUUUGAGGAUGAAGAAUUAGUGUUACCCACUCGCUUUCUUCCUUCCUUCCCCUUCGUAAGUUCCAAGGCGAAGUCUUGCAACAAAGGAGGUAUUUCGCAAUUCGCAUGAAACCUAGUACCUAAUUAAUAUUAAGAAUUCUAUUCCAAAAAAUGAAGUAUUAUUCUUAUUGGAAAUUAGGGAAUCUCAAUAUAAAAUAAAUAAAAAAUAAUUUUUCAAAACUUUUUUUAUUUAUUUUAUAUUUAUUAAGUACCAACGAAGUGAAAUAAUACAAUGAUUUUUGUAGUUUAUUUAUAAGAGGAGAUCAUAUGAAAAAUGUAACCGAUUCUUUCGUUUUCUUGGGUCACUGGCCAUCCGCCGGGAGUUUCGGGUUUAAUACCGAUAUUUUAGCAACAAAUCUAAUAAAUCUAAGUGUAGUUCUUGGUGUAUUGAUUUUUUUUGGAAAGGGAGUGU